This is a messenger RNA of Seriola dumerili (greater amberjack), 1188 nucleotides long. It is a transcript of the gene isca1, whose product is annotated as iron-sulfur cluster assembly 1. Gene Ontology annotation, cellular component: mitochondrion; cytoplasm. The record is from RefSeq and is a predicted model, not a curated record. Lineage: Eukaryota; Metazoa; Chordata; Actinopteri; Carangiformes; Carangidae. Gene Ontology annotation, biological process: iron-sulfur cluster assembly. Gene Ontology annotation, molecular function: 2 iron, 2 sulfur cluster binding. The coding region runs from base 3 to 392 and encodes 129 amino acids. The transcript has 4 exons.
ACAUGUCUGCCUCCAUGGUGCGAGCGACCGUCCGAGCGGUCAGCAAAAGAAAGAUACUACCCACAAGAGCCGCACUGACACUGACUCCAGCAGCUGUGAAUAAAAUCAGGACGUUGUUGCAGGACAAGCCGGAAUAUAUCGGUUUGAAGGUUGGCGUGAGAACACGUGGCUGUAAUGGACUGACCUACACACUGGACUACACCAAGGAGAGAGACAAAUCUGAUGAGGAAGUGCUGCAGGAUGGCGUGAGGGUGUUCAUAGAGAAGAAGGCUCAGCUGACCCUCCUGGGAACUGAGAUGGACUUUGUGGAGUCAAAGCUGUCCACUGAAUUUGUUUUCAACAAUCCCAACAUCAAGGGCACAUGUGGCUGUGGAGAGAGCUUCAACAUUUGAGCAUCAUGAAGCCUCCGUCCUCCCACACAAUCCCUGCUCUAAACCUUGUCCCAUCUAUUAAGACUGAGAGACUGAAUGUUGACGAGGAAGUCGGACAUGAGGAAAUCCUUGAGAUGUGGACGUGCCUCCUUUCCUACCACUGCUCUUCCUGCAGACCACUUGCAUACACACACUCUUGAAGCCCAAAUAUGUAUGUUCAUGCUUAGAGGAAAGUUUCAACACAAUCUGUGCAGUCAAAACAAUGAUUGAUUGAUUUUAGAUACCUCUGAUGUCGACCCUGCUUCUUUUAUUCUGGGCUCCUGCAUUUAAAAAAAAAAAAAAAACCUUUAGAAGGACCUCAAAAGCAAGGUGUUUUUUUAAAUUUAGUGACUGUCUACCAUUUUACACACGUACACACAUUAUCUUAAUUCAUUCAGUCAAAUCUCACCAUGUCUUGUAUGCAGAAGGAAAUGGUACAACAUAGCCCAAAAGCGUGCUCACUAAAGUGGAGAGCUGAUCAGCUUUAACUUGGUAAAGCUAAGUGGAUGAGACCAUUAAGUAUUCGGUUUUUAAGUUGGAAUCUACCCACCCAAAAUCCACAGAUGUUAACAACAGCUGUUUGAUAAAAACACACUGUAAGACAGUGUACCAUUACCCAGUGUCGUGUACCAGCAGUAUGCAAAAGUGGAGGAGUUUGAGUGUCUUGAAUCUGCUUUAUCAGUUUGUAUAGUCUUUGAAAAGUUAAAAUAUAUAUUUAUCGCUGUGUAAAUAUAAAGAAUGUAAAUCUCCCUUGAACCACACAAACGCACAAAAAAAA